CCCAUUUGCUCUUAACGUUAGUUUGAAGGUUUGACACAAUAAGGGGCUCCAAUCACUCCACGUAACAAACACCCAUGGAUUCGAUCAUGGAAUCGAGAACUCAAAGUGUAGCCUUUGCAUUUAAGCGAUUGCCAUUCAUCAAUAGUGUUUGGCAUUAUUUGAAUUUGAUCUCAAAAAGGAGUAAUCGCCGACACCAACAUGGCAUCCAAGGUCGCCGUCAUCGGCAGCGGCAUUUCAGGAGCAGUUUGCGCGUCGAUUCUGGCUAAGAACGGUAUUUCAGUCACCAUUUUUGAGUCAGCUAGAGGUCCCGGCGGCCGCAUGUCGCAGCGAAGAGAACAUUGUGAGGACGGGAGAGAGCUAUUGUUCGACCAUGGUGCGCCGUACUUUACUUUGAACGCCAACAAUUUGGAACUGCAAAGUCUAGUUAAUAGCUGGGAAUCAAGAGGUCUAGUGGCUCAGUGGAAAGAGAAAUUCGGCUCUUUUGAUUAUAGUUCCAAAAGUUUUGUCAACGUUGAUGAGGAAGUGAACAUGAGAUAUGUUGGCGUACCUGGAAUGAACUCUGUCUGCAAAGCAUUAUGCCAAGAGCCCGGGGUGGAAACCAGGUUUGGACACGGUAUUGGAAGGUCGGAUUGGUUGAUGGAUCAUAACACAUGGUCCUUGACGAACAUGGAUGGACAAGAUGUUGGCCAUUUUAUGGGAGUGGUAGCUACAGACAAGAACACUUUUUUGUCUAGGUUUACAGAUGUCACUGGAAAACAGCCACCUAUUGAUCUGAAUUCAGAUUCAGAAGUCGGCUUUCAGAUUAAAGAAAUUCCAGCUUUUCCUUGCUUUGCUCUUAUGCUGGCAUUUGCAGAGCCACUUUCCUCUAUACCCAUGAAGGGAGGUUUUUCUUUCAAGAACUCAGAAAUUCUAAGCUGGGCUCAUUGUGACAGCAGCAAGCCGGGACGUGCAACUACUAGUGAGCGCUGGGUGCUGCAUUCUACUGCCAAAUAUGCGGAGCUCGUCAUCUCUCAGUCAGGAUUCCAGAAGCCUUCCCCUGCAUUAUUGACAAAAGUCGCUGAGGAACUAUUUCAAGAAUUCCUAAGAACUGGCAUUGACAUCCCACAACCUUUUUUCAAGAAAGCUCAUAGAUGGGGGAGUGCCUUCCCAGCUGUCAGUAUUGCUAGAGAGGAGAAAUGCUUGUGGGUAGAAAAGCGGAAGUUAGCAAUUUGCGGCGACUUCUGUGUGAGGCCGAGUGUUGAAGGUGCAAUAUCUAGUGGCAUUGCUGCAGCUGCAAAGUUCCUUGAACGGCUUGCUACUUAAUGAAUUUUUCUAUACCCAGUUAUAUUGCCAAUUCGCAAGUUCCUUACAUUUUUACGUUCUAUAGUUAUUUUCUUUCCCCUUA
Salvia miltiorrhiza (redroot sage) is the source of this 1384-nucleotide messenger RNA. RefSeq lists its product as uncharacterized. Lineage: Eukaryota; Viridiplantae; Streptophyta; Magnoliopsida; Lamiales; Lamiaceae. The transcript has 9 exons. The record is from RefSeq and is a predicted model, not a curated record. The coding region runs from base 199 to 1302 and encodes 367 amino acids.